Penicillium mononematosum is the source of this 1368-nucleotide messenger RNA. Its product is annotated as amino acid transporter. The record is from RefSeq and is a predicted model, not a curated record. Gene Ontology annotation, molecular function: amino acid transmembrane transporter activity. The transcript is spliced from 10 exons. Gene Ontology annotation, biological process: amino acid transmembrane transport. The coding region runs from base 1 to 1368 and encodes 455 amino acids. Gene Ontology annotation, cellular component: vacuolar membrane. NCBI's taxonomy places the organism in Eukaryota, Fungi, Ascomycota, Eurotiomycetes, Eurotiales, Aspergillaceae.
AUGACAGCUGCAACUGACAUUGAGAACGACGUCGGCCAAAAGUCCUCGGAUUUAAUCACAGAAGAGGAAAACUCCAAAUCAACCAUGGCAUUAAAUGAGGCUGAAGAUCCUUUUGGAAGUGAAGAACAUGGGCAGAUCAAAUAUCGAGUGAUGUCGUGGUGGCAAUGUGGGAUGAUUAUGAUAGCACAGAAUAUUUCGCUAGGAAUUCUAUCUCUCCCUUCGGCAGUUGCAACCCUAGGAAUUGCGCCUGCCAUCAUCAUUCUCUUAGGUCUGUCUGCUAUUUCUUGGUACACCGCGUUCGUUAUCGGGCAGUUCAAACUACGGUAUCCCCAGAUUCACAGCAUGGCCGACGCUGGCGAACUUCUUAUGGGCCGCAUCGGACGGGAGUUACUCGGAACUGGACAGCUUUUGCUUUUGAUUUUUAUUAUGGCUAGUCAUAUUCUCACUUUCUCGGUGCUGAUGAAUACACUCACCAACCAUGGAACUUGCACCAUCGUCUUCGCCGUGGUUGGCACGCUGGUGAGCUUCGUUGGCGCCCUGCCUCGAACGAUGGACAAGGUGUAUUGGAUUUCAGUUGCAUCUUUCGCGAGCAUUCUCGCUGCAACAGUGGUGACAAUGGUGGCUAUUGGUGUUCAGGCUAAGGGACCUGAUCUUACAGAAGCAACGACAGAGGUCAGCUUCCAGAAGGCUUUCCUUGCUGUCACAAAUAUAGUGUUUGCUUAUAUCGCUCAUGUGGCAUUCUUUGGAUAUAUGUCUGAGAUGGACGAACCCCGUGACUUUCCCAAAUCACUUGCCCUAUUGCAGGUAGUUGAUACCUGCAUGUACGUUGUAACGGCAGUUGUGAUCUAUCGAUACGCCGGACCUGAUGUGGCGUCCCCUGCUUUAAGCUCUGCCGGACCGAUUAUGAAGAAGGUCACCUAUGGGCUCGCAAUCCCGACGGUAGUUUUCUCCGGUGUUGUUCUGGGCCAUGUCGCUGGCAAAUAUAUUUAUGUCCGACUCUUCCGCGGCUCGAACGUCAUGCACCAGCGCAGCUUUGCCUCCAUUGGAGCUUGGGUGGCAAUUGGAGCAAUCUUAUGGGCUAUAGCGUUUGUAAUUGCGGAGUCAAUUCCCGUCUUUAACGACCUCUUGAGUCUGAUUAGUGCUCUUUUCGGAAGCUGGUUUAGCUACGGGCUACCUGCUGUCUUCUGGCUUACGAUGAACAAGAAACAACUGUUUUCUACCCCGAAGAAAGUCUUACUCACUGUCCUAAACGUCAUCAUCUUUGGCAUAGCCUGCGCGAUUUGUGUACUGGGACUUUGGACUUCUGGUCAGUCCAUAUCCGACAGCGGCAAGAGCGCCACCUGGACUUGUGCAAACAAUGCGGACUGA